Molecule: messenger RNA, 975 nt
Organism: Xyrauchen texanus (razorback sucker)
Lineage: Eukaryota; Metazoa; Chordata; Actinopteri; Cypriniformes; Catostomidae
Product: dual oxidase maturation factor 1-like
Exons: 7
Coding region: 1-975 (324 amino acids)
Biological process (GO): protein transport
Cellular component (GO): endoplasmic reticulum membrane
Source: RefSeq, a predicted model, not a curated record
AUGACAUUCUAUGAUGGCAUUUACCCGCUCUACCCGCUACAAAGGAGCCCGUUCAUCAUCGACAUCAGCCUGCUGGUUGUGAUCCUGGUUUUCUCGUUUCUGGCUGUCAGUUUCCUGCUCAUUCUGCCGGGAAUACGUGGAAAAUCGAGACUGCUCUGGAUGUUCAGGAUAAUCAUCAGUAUAUUCACUGGAGCUGUUUUAGUCAUGCUGAAUUUUACUGGGGACUGGGCCGAAGCCAGCAUAAGGGCCAAUGCUACUUACAAAUCCUUCAGUAACGCAAUGGUAUCAGCUGAGGUGGGACUACAUGUGGGACUAUAUGGAAUUAACAUCACACUUAGAGGGGAGCCUGUAUCGCAGAUAAAUGAGACUAUAGACUAUAAUGAGAUCUUCAUGUGGUCAAGCAGCUUGGAUGACCAGUACGCUGAUGCCUUAGAGAGAGGUCUUCCCAACCCCAUCCUUUAUAUCGCAGAGAAGUUCACCCGCAACAGCGCAUGCGGACUGAUCUACCAGUACAGAUACUCGGGCCGCUUUGCCUCAGCCAAUCUCUGGACAGCUUUUUGCUGCUGGCUGGUGGCCAAUAUUCUCUUCUCAAUGCCCGUGAUCCUUUAUGCUGGCUACAUGAUGAUAGCCACGGCUGCUUUUAUCUUCUUCUCCAUGGCUUCCUUCUCAACGAUAUACAACCUGCCCCAGUGUAACUUCACUAUAGGUGCAGAGUCCUUCAGGACGGACUAUAGUCAGUCCUUUUGGAUCGCUUUCGCAACUGGUUUGCUGUGCACAGUGAUUGGCUUGUUAGUGGUGCUACUGGACUGUCUAUGUCCUGCGAGGAUAAGGGAAGCGUUCAGCGUGGACGAGGACACUGAGGAUGAGGAAUGUCACACCGGUGAAGGCUACAUUAACACAGGCUUUCUAGAGGGAGUGAUCUAUGAAGACAUCAUCUCAAUAGGAAACAGCAAGGAACCCCAGAUGAGGCUUUGA